CAUUAAUAAAUAAAUUAAUGGACCCUUGCCAUCUAAAAGUCAAGAAAGAUGCAAAAAUGCAUUGUAAGAACAUCAAAUCUACAAGGGCAACUAUGAGGAGAUCUAAUCGACCUGUAAUCACUCGUGAGGGAAACAAGAAGCAGCACUCGAUCAUGGUGGAAAGGCUCUCUCUUCUUCGACUGUCAUGCCUCCUCCUCCUCCUCCUCCUCCUCACUUGUGUCGGCGUUGCAGAAGGCCGCAAGAAUCACGUCAGCUGUUCUUCGUCGUGCGGGCAUCUCCACGACAUCGGCUAUCCUUUCCGUUUGAAGAGCGAUCCGCCGGGAUGCGGAUCCCCAGGUUACGAGCUUCUCUGCGACGGCGGCAAACCUAUGCUGGAGCUGGGGUCGGCAAAGUACUACGUGACCGACAUCUCGUACGCCAACCAGACUAUCAGCGUGGUUGAUCCUAUGUUUGUAGAUGGCGAUAGAUAUUGCCUUCUUCCACUCCAAUCUCCACCGCCUGACUUUUCAGAAUUGUAUCGCAACGUCGGAGAAUGGGGGGCUUUCUUCGUGAAUUGCACGAGGCCGGUUCAAAACGGCUGGUACCAGCGCGUGCCUUGCCUAAGCAGUAACAACUCAUUUGUCUACAUAGCAGAUGAUAUGUUCCCAUCUUCUGUGGUUUCUAUUGGGCCCUCAUGUGCAUUUCUGACCAAUAUUCCGGUGCUCGCCGAUCAGUUCACGGACCAGACCACCGCCAAUAUUUCUGAGCUCUUGAAGGAGGGAUUCAUGCUUUCCUGGGACGUAGGCCCUGAACCAGCAUUUGCAGUGAUUCGUAGAUACUUGGAAGAAGCAAAAAGCAAUUUUGCCAAUGUUGUCAACAAUAAAGGGCGUCUCUCCAUUCCAUACGCUUUGUUUGAAAGUGAGGACUAUUUCGUGCACAGUAUGAACAAAAUGUUCCUCAACAAUCACUACUUUCGCUAUGCAGUCACUGUGGUUGUUGUAAUACAGAUUGUGCAGCUUUUACUAGUAUUAUGGAUUUUAGGGAGGUUCGUUUUCGCACCAAUUUCGCUUCUCACUCUAAUAGCUUAUAAGUUAUGGAGCAGUCAUGUGUCCAUCGACCUUGUAGAAAAGUUUCUCCAAGACCAGCAAAUGCUCUCACCUACGAGAUAUUCCUACACUGAUAUCAUUGCAAUCACGGACCACUUUCGAGAGAAGCUAGGACAAGGAGGAUUUGGGUCGGUCUUUAGAGGCACACUCUUAAGUGGCCAACAUGUUGCCAUCAAGAUGCUUGGAAAUUCUCAAUUCAAUGGAGAAGACUUCAUCAAUGAGGUCUCAACAAUUGGUAGGAUUCACCAUGUAAAUAUAGUGCGGCUUUUUGGCUUUUGCUCAGAAGGAUCAAAGAGGGCUCUUGUUUACGAGUACAUGCCUAAAGGAUCAUUAGACAAGUAUAUCUUCUCGGCAAGAGGAACUAGUAAUAGGCCCUUUUCCUGGGAUAAGCUCAAUGAAAUAGCACUUGGGGUGGCUCGGGGUAUUGAUUAUUUGCAUCGAGGAUGUGACAUGCAGAUUUUACAUUUCGACAUCAAACCACACAAUAUUCUCCUAGACCAGCAUUUCAACCCAAAGGUUUCAGAUUUCGGACUUGCAAAGUUGUACCCAAAGGAUUAUAAUCUUGUUUCUGUUAGUGCAGCAAGAGGAACCAUUGGAUAUAUUGCUCCAGAAUUGGUAUCGAGGAACUUUGGGAUUGUAUCUGACAAAUCUGACGUCUACAGUUUUGGAAUGCUAUUAUUGGAGAUGGCGGGAGGCAGAAGGAAUGUGGACGGGAUGAUGGAAAAUACAAGCCAAGUUUACUAUCCUUCUUGGAUCUACGACCAACUUACAAAGAAUAAUGGGAUGAUUGAAAUAAAUAACAAUAUUGAGAUUUAUGAAGUAGAAAGAAAGCUAUGUAAAGUGGGGUUGUGGUGCAUUCAGAUGAAAUCAUCAAAUCGCCCAACUAUGGACAAAGUUGUAGAGAUGUUGGAAGGGGAUACGGAUAACUUGCAAAUGCCGCCAAGGCCCUUCUUUGCAUCCUCACACCCAAUCUCCGCAAGGCAAUCUUCCAUGCAAUCCAUUUCUAUAGAACUAUCGAUCAUUUCCGAGCAGGAAGACUAUUCAAAUUCAGAUCAAUAAUAGAAGAGAAGUAAAAUUUGUUAGUUCAGUUACUCAAAGCUAAGUUUGCUGUUGUGUGGAGCAACGAAGUUAUAUGCCAAUGAUUUUCAGUGCAUUCCAUGGCUAGUAACUUAGUUGAGGGUUAUCUAUAUAUCAUCUAUCUAUAGUUGCAUAUAUGAAUGGGGUUUAUAUUAAAGUGCAGUGUUAGCGCCCCGAAAUCUUCAUGAGAGUUUUGCUUGAAGACCUUUUUUCUUUGUUUAUUGCUUCUUGAACUUCUAUCAGUAUAGCAAAUUGGUCUAUUCUGUCAUUUGCUAGUUAGUCUACCGAAUAUGAUAAUUAAUAAACUAGAUGCAAGAUAAAUAUUUUUGAA
Molecule: messenger RNA, 2493 nt
Organism: Ananas comosus (pineapple)
Lineage: Eukaryota; Viridiplantae; Streptophyta; Magnoliopsida; Poales; Bromeliaceae
Product: LEAF RUST 10 DISEASE-RESISTANCE LOCUS RECEPTOR-LIKE PROTEIN KINASE-like 2.5
Exons: 3
Coding region: 18-2144 (708 amino acids)
Biological process (GO): protein phosphorylation
Molecular function (GO): protein kinase activity; ATP binding; polysaccharide binding
Source: RefSeq, a predicted model, not a curated record